UAUUUACACUCUGCCACAUCGAAUAAAUCCAGGCACAUUUUCCUGCAAAUACACUAGCGCGCGCACACGUACUUCGCGGGCGCCCACGUCCUCUGUCUCUCCCUGACAGAUACAGACAUUUACACACCUAGGCCAGGAGAGCGCUAACCACGGUCCUGUGACUCCACGCAGUUUCCCAGGACACGCCUUUUACACUGUUACUGAACCGAUCAGCGAACACAGACAAACCUGCCAACACUUAAGUCUACUCGCUGGAUUUCAUCUCCAUGGCAACAAGCAUGGAAGGGUUUAUUUAUCCUGGUUUUAUAACUUCAUGGUCUAAAUGUCUCUCAUUUUUCUAUUUCCCAGUAAACAAGAUAUUAAGAUGAUGUUUUCCUUCUGAGGUCAAGAGGUGACUCCCUCAGCACUUCUGAAGAGCCAUAAUGCUGUGACAGUGAAUAAUGAGUAGUACCUAUUGUGGCAACUCUUCAACUAAGAUGAGUGUCAACGAAGUAUCAGCUUUUUCAUUGACUCUGGAGCAAAAAACUGGCUUUGCUUUUGUUGGGAUUUUGUGUAUAUUCUUGGGACUUCUUAUUAUCAGAUGCUUCAAAAUCCUCUUAGACCCGUAUAGUAGCAUGCCUUCCUCUACAUGGGAAGAUGAAGUUGAAGAGUUUGAUAAAGGGACAUUUGAAUAUGCACUUGCGUGAGAGUUCCACCAUUAAGGCUUUUAGGGCUAUGCCACUACGACACAUGGAAGAUACAAUUGUAAUUUCCUUGAGCAUGCUGGAAGAAGCUCAUUUCAUUCAGUAAAUUCAAUAAACACGUGUGGUUGGACAAGUCAUCUAACCUGUAUGGACUUCAAGGAAGAGGCUAAUUAAAGCAUUUUUAAGGUCCCUUUCGAUUCUAGUGCCCUAUGAACCCAGUGAAUGUAUCUGGAAGCCAGAGACCUGAGAUGAAUGAAGACUUAAGAUGUCAUUAGAUGUUUUUCAGUUUAGGAGUCUAAUCUCUUGUGAUUUGAAUUCUAAUGUUGACUUAGUCAAGAACUAGCCUUAUGACUAAGGAACACUUUUCCAGAUCUGCAAAACAAGGAUAAAGAAACCUAUCCUGCAUAUUUUACAGGGAUGUUGAGAGGACCAAGUGAUGUGUAAUGAAUGUGAAAGCAACUUGAAAAUCAUAAAAUAUUGUUGGAACAUACCAUGCCAUCAUUAUUUAUUACCCUCAUUGGCAAUAGAAAUAGAGAUUCUCAAACCUCAAGAAGGAAUGGUUUAGUGCAUAGUACCUCUCUCAAUCUCUAAUGAUUCACCCUGGAAUCUCCGAUGUGACUAAGUAAAAUCAUCAGUGAAUUGUAAAUAUUUCCAAAACAGUGAAAGUGCUUAAGUACAAACGAGGACUGGUCUAAAUCCAACACAAAUUAACUCAUUUUAUCCCCUUGAUAACUUUACAGCAAGGUGGGUAUCAUUAUUAUUCACAACUGCAUUUUACAGUUGAGAAAGUCAAGGCACAGAGAGAUCAACCAAUUUGCCAGAGCUCACACAGGAAGUGGCAAAACUGGAUGUGAGUUGAGUAUACAGACUUCAGAGUCUUGCUCCUAGCCACUGCGUCAAGCUACAAUCAUGCUGCUCAGAUAGCUGGAAAUCACUUGGACAGCUUCUUCUAUAAAAGACAAGGAGGAUUCAUUCAGUCACCCCGAUCGAAAACCAGUGACAGAUCUUGCACAGAGGAAUUGUUUGUGCUCUCUUAAUAAUCAGGACCUCACAGAUUUGAACAAAACCUUUCCCUCAACAAAACUAAAAAACCGGGUUUGAAAUAAAUGUUUUGUCAGGUAAAGACAAAAAGGCCACUGGGAAACUUAACAUAGUUUCAUUCUUGCUUGAAACGGUUUUCCCACUAAGCAGAAAUAUUUUCAGUAAAUAACUGAGUCUACAUUCAAUCUGCUCACUUCCCAUGCAGAGAAGAAUUAAGCUAAUAUCUACUAUAAGCAAGAUGAAAUGACCUCAACUACCAUAUUCUAUUUACAAAGUAUAGAAAUUAUCUCUGGAAGCCUAGAUUUUGCUAUACAUGCUAAACAAUAAGAAGUCACCAGGAAUCAUGUGAAGACAAUGGGAUUCAAUUUACUUAGCACCGAACGACUGAAGCACUGCUUAUAUUUUAUUGGAUGAUUACUGUUGAGCAAUCCAACUCCCCUUAUGAAUUAAAGAAACUUUAUAUGACUUCCUAUCUAAACGGAUUAAUGGUUUACUACUGGUUACUAGCUGAGGCAUUACUUAAGUUUCCUCAGGGCUAAUGACUGGGCAGCGCCCACAGUUUGAUCCCACACCAAUCACUGCUCAAUCAUCUCUUUCAAGGAAGAUUCCAACCAAUGAGAAGAAGCCUACGAUUCUGGGCUGAAAGCUGAGUGCCCCAUAUAUGUCUGGGUGAUGUUGAAACAGGUAACAUUUCCUGAGAAGAACUCUCCUUCUUCUGGUGCUUUGAAGAACAUUCUGAAGACUGUAUAGGAGACAAUGCAUCAAGAAUCUAUUUAUUGAGUCCUUCUAAAACAAAAGCCAGGAACUCCCUAAAGUAAACACAUAGAGUUUAUUUUGAGGAGAAAAGACAUAGAUUAAAAAAAAAAAAAAAAAAAGCAACCA
Messenger RNA from Mustela erminea (ermine), 2606 nucleotides. RefSeq names its product cortexin 2 (gene CTXN2). NCBI's taxonomy places the organism in Eukaryota, Metazoa, Chordata, Mammalia, Carnivora, Mustelidae. The record is from RefSeq and is a predicted model, not a curated record. Bases 441 to 686 code for a protein of 81 amino acids. The transcript has 5 exons.